Striga asiatica is the source of this 1883-nucleotide messenger RNA. Lineage: Eukaryota; Viridiplantae; Streptophyta; Magnoliopsida; Lamiales; Orobanchaceae. The record is from the annotation of a GenBank genome assembly.
CUCUUACUAGGGCUUCGGGUAGAGUUUGAACCGUAGUAUUAAAGGGCUAAAACCGACAAUUUCACAGGAAAUUCAGACUUUGAACAACGUUUUUUUCCCCAAAUACUCUGAAUUACAAAAUACAGACACUCUGCAGACUGCAAAAAGGAGAGAAUUUCUGUCUCCCGAUCACCGCUAUGAAUUCUUGAUUUAAUCGUUCAUCGAGUUUAUUCAGUUAACUUGCUAACGAACCACAUUAUUGUUGUUUUUCUGUGAAGCCGCAUCCUUCAACCGCCGCCUCGAACGGCGGCGUGGGCUGCCCACGCUUGGGGCUGCAGAGCCAACCCUCGCCGUGGGCCCCGUUUCGAUCAAAUCCAGUUCCCCACCGCCAUGGCGUCUGCGGUCUCUCUACAGCCGCCGGAGCUGGCACCCCCUUCGGAUGAAUUUGUGAACGGAAGUUCGGGCUCUGAAGCGCAGCCCGAGGGCUCCGAUUUUAACGGCGAUGGCAAUGCGGGUCAUCCGAGGAGGCCCGCGUGGAAUAGGCCUAUCAAUGGCGAUGUUGAGGGGGUUUCUGUUAUGGGUGGGGCAAUUUCUUGGCCCGCUCUAUCCGAAUCAACCCGGCCCAGUUCCAGAUCCUUGUCAGAUUCAACCAGACCCAUGUCCGAUGGAUCAGCUCCUCCAUACCAGGCUCCUCCUUUACUAUCUCAACCGCCUCAGAGACAAGUCAAUCCCCACAGCCAUGCCAAUUCCUCUGCAAACAACACGAACACGAGCAGAGCAAGGUCAAGGAAUCGUGGUGGUGGGCCUUCUCAUAAUAACAACUUUGCUCGGCCAUCUCCACCACCCCCCUUCCCCGUUUUUCGUCCAGUGGUCGAUACAGGGGCAAAUCAGUCAACUGGAAUUUCCCCAAGAACCCCUUCAAGGAGGGCUCAUAAUUACGGGCCCCGGCCACGAGGUGACGGGCCCCAUCACAAUAACUAUGGAGCCCGACGCCAUCAAGAUCGGAGGGAAGCUAAUAUUCCUCCCCCAUCUUAUAUGCCUCAACCUUCUCCCAUGUCAUAUAUGCCUCCUCCCUUUAUAGGCCCACCACCAAUGAGGGUUUUCCCAGGACAAAUGGGGUUCGAGAUGGCAUCUCCUUUUGUGUAUGUGGCCCCGCCGCCGCCGCCUUUGGGUCCGGAGUCCUUUAGGGCUAUGCCAGUUGUACCGCCACCAAUGCCUAUGCUUUUUCCUCCGGCUAAUGAGAAUAAUUUGACAAAUAUGAUUGUCAAGCAAAUAGAUUAUUACUUCAGUGAUGAUAACUUGGCGAAGGAUAAUUAUUUGAGGUCAAAGAUGGAUGAUCAGGGCUGGGUGCCCAUUACUCUAAUAGCAUCCUUUCAUCGAGUCGAACAAUUGACGAAGAAUGUUCAAGUAAUUUUGGACGCAUUAAAACAUUCAACAGUUGUGGAAUUGCUGGGUGAAAAGAUCCGGAGACGUGACACAUGGCAAAAAUGGCUACAUUCUUCGAGCCGUCCGAACUCUGAGACUGGUGGUGCUGUGAAUGUAUAAGAGGCAAAUGACUGAAAAUUCCAGAACCUGUUUGUUUUGAGUGGCCGGCUGGAGGAGAUAACUAUAAUAAUAAUAAUAAAAAAAAAUCAUCUUUCAACAUAAAACGGAGAGAGAAAAGGAGAGGGAAACCAUAGAUUUAGCGACAUUUUUUAUUUGCCACAAACUUACAUGAUGAAUAUUUUGGUGUGUGCGUAUUCGAAGGGGAACAUCUUUUGUUUGGAAGCUGAUAAAACAUGAGUUGGUUUGUGGUUUUACUGGGAAUAAAUUUUGUCUUAAUACUUGCAGAUUCGUCCUUAUUUUUUUUUCGAGAUAAUACUAUUUAUACACUUUAAUAUGUUGUUUUUCUUGCUUAUAUCCUG